AUGCUAACUAAGUAUAUGCAAUGUGGCAUAUCACUUACUACUAAUGUACUUGUUCGAUCUAUAUUUGUUCAGGUAGGUAUUACUACAAGGACGUAUGCCACAGGUCCAAAGACAGGAGCAAGAGGUGCAGUGUCUAGAAAUCAACUGAAUUUGUCAAGUAGUAUGAAAAAUAAAAAACCAAGUUAUGACAAAACAAAACAAAAACUAAAGAAACAUUCUGAUCAGAGAACAAAUUCAACAAUAAAACCAUUUCAUUAUGGUGAAUUUGGAGGUCUUAAGGUUAAUAAAACUGUCGAUAAGAAACUCGAUUUAGCUACUGCAUUAGUGAAUAAAAUAUCAAGUUUUGAUGAAUUAAAAUUAUUGCCUCAAGUUAGAGAGGCAAUAAGAGUUAUUGUUGCGAAAGAUACUACAGUCUCUGAUGUUAAGCAAGAGGGUAUAUUACCAUCGCCAAUUCAAAUUCUAACAGUUAAACGGAUGUCCAAAUCAUUGAUGGACCCGAAAUUGCAAACACAUGCCAUUGCUGCAGACACUGGCUCAGGGAAAACUGUUGCAUAUUUAUUACCAAUUGUUGACUAUAUGAUGAGAGAACAGUUGGAGACACCCGAAUUAUGGGAUGAAAUUCACAAUAAAACUUCUAUUAGAUCCAUUAUAUUGGUACCUACCCAUGAAUUAGUCGAUCAGGUAUAUAACACAAUACAAAAGACUGAAGACACACUAGGGUUACAUACAUAUAAAUGGGACAUUUAUACCAAAUACCCUGAUCUUAUUGAAGCAAUCAAGAAUCGUAUUGAUAUACUUGUAACAACCCCAUCCAAAUUGCUCACAUUGUUCAAUAUUAAAAUGAUAAGUAACCCUGAACGUCUUUUGUAUAAUGUUAAAAAUUUAGUAAUUGAUGAGGCUGAUACACUUAUGGAUCCAUCGUGGGUUAAUGAUACUCAUUCAGUAAUACGGAGAAUGAAGAAUUUAAAUCAUUUAAUAUUUUGUUCAGCAACUAUACCAAAUGAAUUUAAUAAAACAAUUACAAGAUUAUUUCCAUCAUAUGUAUCUAUCACAACUGCAAGGCUUCAUAAAUUACCAAGAAAACUUGAGUUUAAGAUCAUUGAUUCUAGUUUAAAUCCAUUUAAGGGCUCAAAGAUGAAGGCGUUGGCACAAAUCCUUUAUGCUGUAAAUAAAGAUAAUUCAGAAGAAGGUUAUCAAAAGAGGUGUGUAGUGUUUGUUAAUGAAAAGGAUGAUGUUACAAAAAUUGUUGAGAAUAUGUGUACUAAAUACGGUCUAAAUGUUAUGGGUCUGACUGGUAAUAAUAAAGUUGAAGAACGUCUUGAAACCAUUAAGUUGUUUACCUCUCCUCCCAGGUUGAUGUCUGAUGUAAAUAAGGAAGAGAAUACUACUAAACAAGAUCAUAAGGAAGAUGCUACUAAAUCCAUUACUAUACCAGGUUCAAAUAUUACCAUCAGCCAAACUAAGGACAACAAAGUUCACAAGAAUAAUAAAUCCAUAAUCCUUGUCACUACUGAUUUAAUGGCUAGAGGUCUGAAUUUUCAGGGUUUAAGAAAUGUUAUUCUAUAUGAUGUUCCAAAAACCUCUAUAGAUUUAGUUCAUCGUGCUGGUAGAACGGCAAGAAUGAGACAAGGUGGAAGAUUAUUCAUGAUUACGGAUAAAAAGACCAAAUCAUGGGCCAAGGCGCUACCGAAGAUCGUUAAAAAUAAUUUGGCAUUGACAUAA
Messenger RNA from Maudiozyma barnettii, 1722 nucleotides. RefSeq names its product ATP-dependent RNA helicase (gene MRH4). Gene Ontology annotation, molecular function: nucleic acid binding; ATP binding. The transcript has a single exon. Lineage: Eukaryota; Fungi; Ascomycota; Saccharomycetes; Saccharomycetales; Saccharomycetaceae. Bases 1 to 1722 code for a protein of 573 amino acids. The record is from RefSeq and is a predicted model, not a curated record.